Messenger RNA from Schizophyllum commune H4-8, 891 nucleotides. RefSeq lists its product as uncharacterized. Bases 215 to 826 code for a protein of 203 amino acids. The record is from RefSeq and is a predicted model, not a curated record. NCBI's taxonomy places the organism in Eukaryota, Fungi, Basidiomycota, Agaricomycetes, Agaricales, Schizophyllaceae. The transcript has 4 exons.
CGACCCGAGCACGUCGAGCGCGUCCUGCCCGUCUUCAUCGUGGCUCGUCUGCGCCAAAACACGCGCGAACUACCUGCGGGCACAAAUUUCCAUUCUCCGUAGCCCCGAAAAACACCGAAAGAGAGUCUAUGUCGCGCCACACGAUUACCUACCUCCCGCGUACGCCUCCCCACGCACCAGAAAAUCGUGGGUGCGAUCCUCGAGCAUCUCAUGGAUGGAUCAGCCAACCUCGGGGGCGAACACCCUUAUGUGCGGGGUCUGGGGCCAAUGUCAAAUACAUCGCUUCCCCCACAUCCUGCCACCAUUCAACAGCUUUCUGAGAAGUACAACGGGGCUGCAACCAGCCAGUCAGCGCCCGCUACGCAGCAGGAGGGCUGUGUCGUGCGGCUCUCACUCCGCUGAGGGAAACAUCGAUGGUGAGUCAGUACUCCACGCCAAGCUCAUCCCUUUGUUCUUCGUUCAACGGCAGGCUUCAUGGCGAUCAAAUGCGCGAGGACGACGCAAAGACAGGAUGAAUGUAGACCAUGGUCGCAGACACCCUCUCUAUAUUUCAGCUCAGUCCGUACCACAGUAUAUCUCUCGAAUCGAUACGAAAGCACACCAUAAUCCGGCGCUAAGUACGGUACCCGCUCAACCGCGAGAAGCACAAGUUCAACAUCACCCAUCACUCACACGUGACAAGUUGAACUUCUAUCUCGCCUCCUCGAACAAGGAUCGGCCCCGAUCGGCGCCUUCGCUAGUCGCCUAUCCUCGCCUAUCGUAUCCCAGAUCGGAACUUACCCCGCCCCGAACGAUCCCUCCUCCGCCCCGAAGCGCACAAAGAUGAGGCAUAACGACGCCCGCAUCCGACUCAGAAGUCUGCACUCGCGCGCGUGACUAGCAGCGUUUACA